AAAGAGUAUGUGGCAUAUGGGGGAAGUAGGGUACAGUGAAACAACACAGAGAAACAGCACCUAGAUGAGGACAUAUGAAAGACAGGAUUUUUACAACACUUAAUUACAGCUUGAUAAGAUAGAAAACAAAAUCUGAGAUCCAAGAUGGGACGGCAUGUGGAAAAAUCCAAACUAUUGUAUCCAGUUGCCAUUGGUUUGCUGCUGCUGACUAUAUGCUGCUGCCACAUCACUGCUGUCAGUCUGAAGGAAAGUCUGGCCGAAUGCUUGAAGGACAAAGACUACAAUGAACUGCUGGAAACAGCAAAAAAUGGCCUCCCUCACAUUAACACCUCUAAUCAUGUAGUUAUUGUGGGAGCUGGCAUGGCUGGACUGACAGCAGCUAGACUGCUUCAAGAAGCCGGACACCGGGUGACGAUAAUAGAGGCCAGUGGUCGAGUUGGUGGACGAGUUGAAACCUACAGGAAUAAAAACGAAGGAUGGUAUGCUGAACUGGGGGCCAUGAGAAUCCCAAGUUUUCACCGCAUCGUCCUUUGGUUUGCAGAACAGCUGGGUGUAAAGCUGAACAAGUUCACAAUGGAUGACAACAACACUUUCUAUUUGGUCAAUGGGGUCAAGAAAAGAACCUAUGCAGUCAAAGCAAACCCUGAUAUCCUCAACUACAAUGUAAGAAAGAGCGAGAAGGGGAUGUCAGCUGAUGAUCUGCUACAAAAAGCUUUGCAAAAGGUAAAAGAUGAAGUGCAAGCACAUGGCUGUGUGGCUGCCCUCAAAAAAUAUGAUCACUACUCAGUUAAGGAAUAUUUGAAAGAAGAAGGAAAUCUGAGCCUUGAGGCCAUCCGGAUGAUCGGAGUACUUUUGAAUGAACAGAGCCUCAUGUACACAGCACUCAGUGAGAUGAUUUAUGACCAAACGGACAUCAGUGAUAACGUCACGUACUAUGAGGUGGCUGGUGGGUCAGACCUCCUUCCCAGCGCUUUUCUGACACUGCUUGAUGUCCCUAUUUACCUGAACUCCAGGGUUCAGCGUAUCAAACAUUCACAUGAAGGCGUCACCGUCUUCUACCAGACAGAUCAAGAGUCCUCUCUAAGCCACAUUAAUGCUGACUUUGUCUUGGUGACCACAACAACGAAAGCAGCUCUUUACAUGGACUUCGACCCACCGCUCUCCAUCCAAAAGAUGGAAGCCCUGACCUCCGUUCACUAUGACAGCUCCACUAAAAUCCUUCUGACCUUCAGCGAAAGGUUCUGGGAGGCAGAUGGAAUCAGAGGAGGCAAGAGCAUUACAGAUCGACCAUCACGCUUCAUCUAUUACCCGAGCCACAGUUUCCCAGGAAAUGACUCCAUCGGCGUCCUCCUGGCCUCCUACACCUGGUCUGAUGACUCCCUCCUCUUUCUCGGCGCAAGCGAUGAAGAGCUGAAAGAACUGGUUCUCAGAGACCUGGUCCUGUUGCACGGUGAGCGCGUCAGGUCUCUCUGCACUGGUGUUCUGGUUAAGAAGUGGAGCCAGGAUCCAUACAGUCAUGGGGCCUUUGCUCUUUUCACCCCCUAUCAGCACUUGGAGUACGCUACUGAGCUCUUUAGGAAUGAGGGCAGGAUUCAUUUUGCUGGAGAACACACAGCGUUCUCUCAUGCUUGG
This is a messenger RNA of Cyprinodon variegatus (sheepshead minnow), 1632 nucleotides long. Its product is annotated as L-amino-acid oxidase-like. The transcript is spliced from 8 exons. The record is from RefSeq and is a predicted model, not a curated record. NCBI's taxonomy places the organism in Eukaryota, Metazoa, Chordata, Actinopteri, Cyprinodontiformes, Cyprinodontidae. Gene Ontology annotation, biological process: amino acid catabolic process. The annotation marks the transcript as partial. Gene Ontology annotation, molecular function: L-amino-acid oxidase activity; polyamine oxidase activity.